UGGGUCCGAGCAUCCCGCGGCUUCGGACCCGCCCGGCCCGGACAUGGCGAGCGUCCGGGCCUCCCCGCGAGGCGCUCUGCUGCUUCUUCUGGCCACGGCGGGGGUCGCGGAGGUGUCGGGGGGCCUGGCUCCGGGCAGCGCGGGUGCUGUAUGUUGUAAUCAUUCAAAGGAUAACCAAAUGUGUCGUGAUGUAUGUGAACAGAUUUUCUCCUCAAAGAGUGAAUCCCGACUGAAACAUCUGUUGCAGAGAGCCCCAGACUACUGCCCAGAAACGAUGGUUGAAAUUUGGAGUUGUAUGAAUUCAUCUUUGCCAGGUGUGUUUAAGAAGUCUGAUGGCUGGGUUGGCUUAGGCUGCUGUGAACUGGCUAUUGGCUUGGAGUGUCGACAGGCAUGCAAGCAGGCAUCGUCAAAGAAUGAUAUUUCCAAAGUUUGCAGAAAAGAAUAUGAGAAUGCUCUUUUCAGUUGCAUUAGCAGAAAUGAAAUGGGCUCAGUGUGCUGCAGUUACGCAGGUCAUCACACAAACUGCCGAGAAUUCUGUCAAGCCAUUUUCCGAACAGACUCUUCUCCUGGUCCAUCUCAGAUCAAAGCCGUGGAAAAUUAUUGUGCCUCUGUUAGUCCACAGCUGAUCCACUGCGUGAACAAUUACACCCAGUCUUAUCCCAUGAGAAACCCAACAGAUAGUUUGUAUUGCUGUGACAGAGCUGAAGACCACGCGUGCCAAAAUGCCUGCAAGAGAAUUCUCAUGUCUAAGAAAACAGAAACCGAGAUUGUUGAUGGUCUCAUCGAGGGGUGUAAGACCCAGCCCUUGCCUCAGGAUCCUCUCUGGCAGUGUUUUCUUGAAAGCUCCCAGUCGGUUCACCCUGGAGUCACAGUCCACCCUCCCCCCUCAACUGGCCUUGAUGGGGCUAAGUUGCAUUGCUGCUCUAAAGCAAACACUUCAACAUGCAGGGAACUGUGCAUGAAACUUUAUAGCAUGAGCUGGGGGAACACGCAGAGUUGGCAGGAGUUUGACCGCAUCUGUGAAUACAAUCCGGUGGAGGUAUCCAUGCUGACAUGUCUCGCUGAUGUCCGGGAACCUUGCCAGUUGGGCUGUCGGAACCUCACUUACUGUACGAACUUUAACAACAGGCCAACAGAACUUUUCAGGAGCUGCAAUGCUCAGUCUGACCAGGGAGCCAUGAAUGACAUGAAGCUGUGGGAGAAAGGCAGCAUAAAGAUGCCCUUCAUCAGCAUCCCUGUUCUCGACAUCAAAAAGUGCCUGCCAGAAAUGUGGAAAGCCAUCGCGUGUUCGCUGCAGAUUAAGCCUUGCCACAGUAAAUCCCGAGGAAGCAUUAUCUGCAAAUCAGAUUGUGUAGAGAUUCUCAAGAAAUGUGGAGACCAGAACAAAUUCCCUGAAGACCACACGGCUGAAAGUAUCUGUGAGUUUCUGUCCCCUGCAGAUGACCUGGAGAACUGCAUCCCUCUGGAUACAUACCUCAGGCCAAGUGCUUUAGGUAACAUCAUAGAAGAAGUGACUCAUCCCUGUAACCCAAAUCCUUGCCCAGCCAAUGAGCUCUGUGAAGUGAACCGAAAAGGGUGUCCAUCUGGAGAUCCCUGCCUUCCGUAUUCUUGUGUUCAAGGUUGCAAAUUGGGAGAAGCUUCUGACUUCAUUGUUCGUCAGGGGACACUGAUCCAGGUGCCGUCCUCUGCAGGGGAAGUUGGUUGUUACAAGAUCUGUUCCUGUGGACAAAGUGGCCUCUUGGAAAACUGUAUGGAGAUGCACUGUAUCGAUCUCCAGAAGUCUUGUAUUGUUGGAGGAAAAAGAAAAACUGUUGCCUCUCAGCUGCUCCUUGUCUGCUGUUCAUUCUGUCUGGAGAAGCCACAACACCCUUCUCUCUGCCUGGGUCAAUGUUGGAGACACCCAUCUCUCUGCCUGGGUCUGCCCUGUAACUGUGACGAUCAGUUUGUCCCAGUGUGUGCACAGAAUGGACGCACUUACCCCAGUGCCUGCAUCGCCCGCUGUGUGGGUCUCCAAGACCAUCAGUUUGAGUUUGGACCUUGUGUCUCCAAGGAUCCCUGUAAUCCUAACCCCUGCCCAAAAAGCCAAAGAUGUGUGCCAAAACCGCAAGUUUGCCUGACAACCUUUGAUACAUUUGGCUGUAGCCAGUAUGAGUGUGUGCACAGACAGCUCACCUGUGAGCAGAUCCGAGAUCCUGUAUGCGACACGGAGCACGUGGAGCACAGCAAUCUCUGCACGCUGUACCAAAGAGGAAAGAGCCUCUCUUACAGAGGCCCCUGCCAGCCCUUCUGCAGAGCCACCGAGCCUGUCUGUGGGCACAAUGGUGAGACCUACAGCAGUGUGUGUGCCGCCUACUCGGACCGUGUGGCAGUGGACUACUAUGGGCCCUGCCAGGCUGUCGGGGUCCUCUCUGAACACAGUGCUGUGGCCGAGUGCGCUGCAGUGAAGUGCCCGUCACUCUCAGCUAUAGGCUGCAACCCCAUCAUUCCACCUGGUGCUUGUUGCCCAUUGUGUGCUGGGAUGUUACGGGUUUUAUUUGACAAAGUAAAACUGGACACCAUUGCUAAGGUGACCAACAAGAAGCCAGUAACAGUUCUGGAGAUUCUUCAGAAGAUCCGCAUGCACGUGUCUGUCCCACAGUGUGAUGUGUUUGGAUACCUGAGCAUCGAAUCAGAAAUUGUGAUCCUGAUUAUUCCUGUCGACCACUCUCCAAAAGCUUUGCAGAUUGAGGCCUGCAAUAAGGAAGCAGAGAAAAUCGAGUCCCUCAUCAACUCUGACAGCCCCACUCUGGCGUCCCAUGUCCCCCUCUCUGCCCUUAUCAUUUCCCAGGUGCAGGUCUCCAGAAGCCUUCCAUCCUCUGCUGCUGGGGGCAGGUCUCCCUGCCCCUCCCUGCUCCUCUUUAGCCUGGGCCUCACUGUGUACUUGCUCUGGAGUCGUCCCUGACUGCCUGCCUUGACUCGGCCGUCCCACCUUGUGAAAGACGUCAGGACUGCUAGCUGGUGGCCGAGCAAGAGCACGUGUCACCUCUUAGCCCUACACAGUAUUUUUUUUUCUGCCAAUGUUAGGGGUUUUGCCUUGAUUCUGAAAUGAUAAACUAGGCUCCCCCAGUAUAAUGGAAAUCUCUUGCUGGUGGGCCGCAGGGUUACAGUUUACAUUUUGCUCAAUAGAUGAGUCCGCUUCUCCAAAGGAAAGUUACCGUCACUGGUCAAUGAGACGGUCACUUUAUGGAAGGAGGCCCCCUUUUCGUGUCCUGUAAGGGUUGAGGCUGUGCUGUGCUUGUCUCUGUGUCUAGAAGCUGAGGGUUCAGUGGAAAGCCACUUCUGGGACGGUACGGAAGGGAGAGAGCUUCUUUGACAUGAUCACAGGCUGAUUCCAUGGAAAGUUAAGGCAGGACUCUAAUGUGCUUAGCAAAGGCAACCAGGUAGCACUCACGCACCUGUCUUGCAGGUGGUCCUCUCAGUCAUUGCCAGUUUGUGCCUGUGAAUGGGGCAGCCCCACUCAUCCAGGUAUCUUGUGUCAUGCAGUUUUAUAUUAGCCACUCGUCAGUACUCACCAAGUUCAGAGACUUUAAACCAACUGCUGCUGCUAUAUAAUUGCCAAAAAGUAAGAUAAUUAGUAGUUCAUGUAAAUAGUACAUGAUUUCUUAAUUUUAUUAUGAAGAAGGUGAAUAGCCAUAUUUGUAAAAUGACAAUCAUAUGUGUUAGCCCUAUACUUUCCGUUCAUGAAGACACAUUUGCUUUUUGUGGUGUGCACAGUAUGGAUAAAUGUCUGUCUGACUUUCUUUUUAUAUAGAAUUAUAAAGAAUGUGGUUUGUAUAUUUAAAAUGUCAGGCUAAGUAUUAAAAUGUUUGCAUGUUGUCUAAGGAAUUGGAUACUUUGAAUGUUUCACAGUUUGAAAUAAGCUAUUAAUGUAAUACUUCUUGUUUGUAUGCACCUGAACUUAGAUUUUUACAUGAAGUAUUUUUCAGUGUUACAUGUACCCUCUGAAAUACAGCAAUAUGCUUAUUAUACCAAAAUGUUUUUGAAAAGUAGGCACUUAAAGCUUUCAGAGGACCUCAGUGCUGAUGUUAAUGUAGCCUCUGUUGCAAUUGCCUAUUUCUGUCUAAUGUCUUCAACAUACUAGACUAUAUUGUAUAUAUAUUCUAUAUAUAGUAUAUUGUAAUAUACUAUAUAUAGUAUUCAGCAAUAUGCUA
This is a messenger RNA of Microtus ochrogaster (prairie vole), 4190 nucleotides long. RefSeq names its product reversion inducing cysteine rich protein with kazal motifs (gene Reck). NCBI's taxonomy places the organism in Eukaryota, Metazoa, Chordata, Mammalia, Rodentia, Cricetidae. The transcript has 22 exons. Gene Ontology annotation, biological process: extracellular matrix organization; blood vessel maturation; sprouting angiogenesis. Gene Ontology annotation, cellular component: plasma membrane. Gene Ontology annotation, molecular function: metalloendopeptidase inhibitor activity; protein binding. The record is from RefSeq and is a predicted model, not a curated record. The coding region runs from base 44 to 2941 and encodes 965 amino acids.